AACGAACGAUUCGUUCUCGAAUCGGACAGCAGUUCGUUGGAGAACCAUGGCGGUGAAACAAAUGACAUGCUUGGGGAUCUAAAUUACCCAGAGCAGAAGAACCGGCGCCCGCGGACAGUGAGAUAUCCGUGGAGAUGAGCGCGGGGGUUUUCGAUACAAUGUAUCAGAGUGACUCUGAAGGGCGCAUGCCAUUGUCCGACUGAGGAUACAGGACCACGGACCUAAAAUACAGUUUUAACGUAGAAAACUUUAAAAGUCAUUGAGAAUGAUCAAAGCAGAGAGCAAGGGCGAGCGCACCCUGCGCAGCGCGUCCCCGCACAGAAAUGCAUACAAGUCGGACUUCCACGCUAUUAAGUGCUCUUUUGAUGGGACCAAAUCCGACAGCGAGGACAAGUCUUAUGCUAAUGGAGCCAGCGACCUCCGGGAGGACACCAGAGGGAGGCCGUUUGGCAACCGGGUGAGCAAAAUAAAGAACAUUUUCCUGCAAAUGGACGGCCAGCAACCACCAGAGAGUCAGGAACCGGUUUACAAAACAGAUGCAUCUUCUCCUGUAUCCCCAGUGUCCAAGUUCCCAGUCAGCACUCACAAAACCUGCCUCAGUAGCACCAACAACCAAGAACUGCAAAGCACGGACAGAACCCCAAAGGGAGAGGAAGUCGAGAUAGAUAAAGCCACCCUGGCGGAAAAAUUUUCAGUUACCAGAAAGCUAUUUGAGAGAGGGAUAAAAGAGCAGCCUGCCGCAGAGAAGCUGGGGCCCGGCAGGGUUUCUACUCGCCUGUCCCAGAGGAAGGUUCCUGAGGAGGGGCGUGGGGCCCGGAGGUCCUUUGGGUCUUCUGAGAAUAGCAGCAGUAGUGUCAUCAAAAGCCCGAAGUCACCCACGAGGAGUGCCCCAGAGGAAAGGAGGGAAACUGAGGACUCGAAACAGGUCAAUAGACUGUCACUCAACUCCGGGCCUAUUUCCAAGCUGUCGGAGAACUUCAUUGUGGACGGCGAUAAAGAAGAUUCAGUGCAAAGUCCUGAGAAACUGAGCAGCUCUACUGAGCGCUCGCUGCCAUCACCUCUACGAGCGAGUUUCCAAAAACCCAGCUCGCCUGCUACUGAUCCAGAACACAAACCUACGUCCCCAAACUCUGCCAAACUCUCGCCUAAAACCGACUCCAGCAGCCCUCCGUUCAAGUCCAUCAGCCCGAUUUCAUACAAACCCACCUCUCCGACCAGCAGGAGCCCCGGCGAGCCUCUUUCUCCUAAUGCUCAAAGCCUGUCAUCAGAAAACGACUCGGUCAAAGACUCCAUGAUAAAUGAAGCUCCUCAACUUAGUAGUACUCCUGCGAAAGAUCUCAAAGCUUCACCCUCUGCCAGGGGCACCUUUAAACGGCCAUGGAGUCCGGAGGAACCAAAAAGCCCAAACCACAUAAUUCGCAGUCCGUCUAGGGACAUCUAUAAAGAACAGGUCGCACAAAGUCUGGACCCUGCUGGUGCAGGGGUGGUACGGGCCGAGCUCGUAGUGGUCCAGAACGAGUCUUCAGAAAGCGAGGAGAACGAUGAAGAGUUUUUGGAGGAGGUGAAACUGCAAAGAGAACUUAAAUUGGAGGCGCAGCGAAAAGAUGUGACUGCCUUUCUGGAGGUGUCAUCACCUCAAAACCAUACAGAGGACAAACAGCUGGAGAAGGAUGCGUGUGUGUCAACAGAGCUGAAGAAAGAGGAACCAAAUCAAGAAGAAGAAGAGGAGCAGGAGAUCAUCCAAAAGAGGAAUAGCUGUCAUGAAGAUGAUGAUGAGGAAGAGAGUGAGCAGGAAGAUCCAGAUGAAUGCGGGAAAACGUCUCCGGUGUUUUAUAGUUUUGAGAACGCAGCAUUUGUGGAUGAUAAGGAACCGGUUCAGGACCAGCAGGAUGAGGAGGAUGAAGAUGAGGUCUAUGAGGAGUAUGAUGAAGCUCCUGGUUUGUCUGAGGAUGAGGAAGGGCCUCCAAGAAGGAAAAUCAGAUUCUCCACUGAGCCCAUACGGGUGUACAGCACGUUCUCUAAUGAAGAGUACGACCGCAGGAACGAUGAUGUGGAUCCUGUGGCGGCGUCUGCCGAGUACGAGCUGGAGAAACGUGUGGAGAAGAUGGACGUGUUUCCCGUGGAGAUCGAGAAAGGUGAUAAAGGGCUGGGGAUCAGUAUUAUAGGGAUGGGUGUUGGAGCAGAUCAGGGUCUGGAGAAACUGGGCAUCUUCGUCAAGACCAUCACGCAGGACGGAGCUGCAGAGAGAGAUGGCAGGAUCCAGGUGAAUGAUCAGAUUGUGGAGGUGGAUGGCAUCAGUCUGGUUGGUGUGACACAACUCUUUGCUGCAACCGUCCUGAAGAACACGAAGGGAACUGUAAGGUUUCUGAUUGGCCGAGAGAAGCCAGGUGUUCAGAGUGAGGUGGCACGCCUGAUCAGUGAAACCCUGGAGCAGGAGCGGCAGCAGCAGCAGGUGGACGACACGUACGAGCAGUCCACUGAAGAGGACGAGCACUACGAGGAUGAGGAGGAGGAAGGCAUCCUUGGUUCGAGCUUCGGCAGGAGGAAUGUGGAAGUGUACAAUCUGCCCGAGAGCGAGGACAUGUUCCUGCCGUCAGACAUGGACGCCGCUCAACUAACGUUCAGAUUUAAAGAGCUCCAGAUAAAACACACCAUUGCAGAAGCCGAAGUAGAUGAACUGAAAGAGAGAUUGAGAGAGUCGUCAGAGGAGCGUGCGGCGUGGGAAGAGAGGGAAGCUCAGUUAGAGAGUAGCGUUCAGGAGAACUCGGAGAGAAUCGCUCAGAUGGAGAAGAACUGGCUGGAGGCUCAGGCUCUCUGUAAGAGCAUCGACGAACAGCUCAAUGACACGCAGAGCCAAUAUGAAGCGCUGGAUAAAAAAUACAGCAAAGCCAAGAAACUGCUCAAGGACUAUCAGCAGAAAGAGGCGGAGCAUGAGCAGAGGGAGGAGGACUUACGGAGAUCUCUGGAGGAGAGAGAGGCCAAGUAUAAAACUCAUAUAGAGGAUCUGCAGCGCAGGCUGGCAAAGCUUGAAUCUGGCAGCGGUCGUCAUGAGUCUCCACUGUCGGGCAGUAAGUCUGCAGAUUCAGUUCUGCUGGGAGCGGACUGGAGUGAGGUGGUUCCUGAGACGGAGCGUUUGGACACCAGCGUCCAUCGUGCAAAAGCUCAGCUGGCCCAGAGGUCCAAGCGGCAGCCGCCGUCCCGCAGUAAACUCAAAGAGACGCUCAGCUCGCCAGCAAAAAGCCCACAGGGUGAUGAUGAGAGUCAGUCUGCGAGUCCCGAGUCUCCUCCGCCUCGUAGGAGAUCAGUCCAGGAGAGUUUGUCCCUGCCGGUCGCCAUAUCUUCUCCUUCUAACCACCAGAAGGAUGAAGAUUCUGUUACGAGCAGCAGCCAAUCAGUGCAGAGGGAUCCUCAAUGCCCCGCCCUCUCCUCUCCUAAAGACUCCUCCCCCUCCAGCUUCCUGCGGAAUGUAAAGAAGAGAGAGUCCAAAGGCAAGGGCAAAGAGGUCAAAGAUGAGUCUAAUGAUGCAGCUGGAAAAACUAAAAGAAGAUUCCCGGACUUUGGUGGUUUAAGGAAAUCAGGAGGAAAGGGGAAAAAGCUAAGCAAAGAAGCUACGAGGGCAUCGCUGGACAGCAGGGGUUCAGCGGAGUUACUGGAGGAGUCAGGGGCCCGAGUCUCCCCUUCAGAGUCCAUGACCUCCAUCCCAACCUGCAUGCCCUUCUCCUGGUUUGGAGAGAAAGACAAAGAGCGCGACAGAGAUCCGUCAUCCUCGUCCAGCAGUCUCCCACACACCGCUGCAGACGCCAGCGAACACAGCCACAACUCCAAAAACAAGACAAACCUCUCCUGGUCGUCUCUGUUCAGUCGCUCCUUAGAUUUGAGUUUGUCAGUGCUAGAUGAUUCGAACCCCAGCAGUCCUGCUUCCGAUUUUUCUGGGCUGGUGGUGGAGCCCAAGCUGUCGGGCCGCUCUCAUACAUUAACCUUCUCCUCCAGCGAGAUGCUGGAUGAUGAGGAGCCUUGUUCUGGAGGGAAGGAGUAUCACUGGCAGAACCGUCCCGUCUCUGAUUGGACGUCCCAGCAGGUGUGUCAUUGGCUGAUGGGUAUGAACAUGGAUCAGUACACACCUGAGUUCAGCACACAGGCCAUCGAUGGACAGCAGCUCCUCAAUCUGGACAGUGACAGACUCAAGGCUCUGGGUGUUUCCAGUCAGAAUGAUCGAGCCACCAUCAAGAAGAAACUGAAGGAGAUGAGGAAAGCACAAGAGAAGAUGGAGAAACAGCGGGAAAAGCGUGAGAAAGAGGCCAGACGCAGCGGACGGCUGCCUGCCAGCACUGACUCUGUGUGCUGAGGAUGUUCAGUGCAUCACCUUUUCCUCUUUUAUUCAUCUUCGUUCUUGACACACUCCAUUGGCAGACUGUUACAACACAUAUGAGCCAUUCUAGAAGAGUUGCUAUAAGUGAAUACGGUCUGUAACUCGUUAAUAACAGUCGGACAGUCGAGCUGAAACACUAAUGAUGCUGCUAACGAGAUCAUAUUGUACUCUUUUCACUUCAGCACAAAUAUGAGCAGAAAUAUACUUCUCAUCUACAGAUUGUACACAUCUGUGGGCAUGUUGCCUUCACUGUAAAAGAAAAAAAAAUAACUUUUUUAAAUCAGGAUUUUGUCUUCUUUUCUGUAAAAUAUUUUAACAUCCCUAAAACAAGAUUAAUGUAUUUAGAGAAUAUAUAACAUUUUGCUAAAAGUUUACAUUUCCAGAAGAAAUUGCAUUUCAUUUAAAAUAAUCUUCUGAAAGGAAAUCAAUUAAUGUUAAUGUAUCCUAAGAAGGUUUAAUCAAUUUACUGGAAAACAAGACAAAAUGCUGAUGAAGAAAACGAUUUUUUCAGUGUUCAGUGAGAUAUUAGACUAGCUUGUAAGAAAAUUAAUAUGGCUGUCCAAUUCAUAGCAGACUAAAACUUUUAUUAGUUUUAAUUGCAUUUUAUGAUACCACUGUAGGACCUUGCUAAGGGAUAUAUAUAUAUAUAUAUAUAUAUAUAUAUAUAUAUAUAUAUAUAUAUAUAUAUAUAUAUAUAUAUAUAUAUAUAUAUAUAUAUAUAUAUAUAUAUAUAUAUAUAUAUAUAUAUAUAAGAUGCCUAUUUUCACAACUUUGCCACUAAUAUUGUGGCACGAAUAGUGCUUUCAGAAAAGAUUUGGUAUUGUAUUUUAGUUGUAUUUCUGGGUCAUUUUACUGCAUCCUUGUACAGUCGAGUGAUAUUGAGCACUAUGUUUUUACUGAAACAAAAGGGGAACCUGGUUUAUAAAUGUAUGAAUUAAAUAUUUUAUACACAAUUAUAACCAUAGCUUUAAGCAAGAGACAUUAACUUUUGUACACAUUUUCUACUAAGUAGAAUAGCUUGUUGGUUAAAACCAUUUUGCUAAUUCUGAAACGCAGAGAGUUAAACUUUAAGUGAAAGGUGAUUGAACAUCUCAUUUGUAGUUUUUAUUUGGACGAUUACUGCUUUUAUAUUAUGCAUAUGGGUCAAAAAGACAUAAUUGUUACGCAUUGUUUUAGAAGUGGCCAUGGCCCAAAUAGUAUUUGACUAACAGAGGCUGUAAUGAAUUGAAGAUGAGGGUAUUCAUCUGAUUGUAAGGAGAGUUGAUCAUGUCAUCGUGAUUCUGUAUCCUGUGGUUAUAUUUUUCUACCUUGUAAAAUACAUAAUUAUGAAAAGACAAAAAUCAAGCUUUCUAUCUUGUACAAAGUGCAUAAUCUGCUAAAUAAAUGCAUUCACCUCUCUUUUAAACGAAAA
Messenger RNA from Carassius carassius (crucian carp), 5780 nucleotides. RefSeq names its product neurabin-1-like. The transcript has 20 exons. Gene Ontology annotation, molecular function: actin filament binding. Gene Ontology annotation, biological process: neuron projection development; calcium-mediated signaling; actin filament organization. The record is from RefSeq and is a predicted model, not a curated record. Gene Ontology annotation, cellular component: dendrite; actin cytoskeleton; postsynaptic density. The coding region runs from base 266 to 4345 and encodes 1359 amino acids. Lineage: Eukaryota; Metazoa; Chordata; Actinopteri; Cypriniformes; Cyprinidae.